Molecule: messenger RNA, 2434 nt
Organism: Tachysurus vachellii
Lineage: Eukaryota; Metazoa; Chordata; Actinopteri; Siluriformes; Bagridae
Exons: 10
Coding region: 272-2068 (598 amino acids)
Source: RefSeq, a predicted model, not a curated record
GCUUGUCGAUUUAGUGUCGACGCGGCUAUGGACACAAAGGCGGAGGAAUAAGUUCGGUUUAAGACGCUAAAUUGGUGUAGUUUAGUUUAGUUAAUGUGUAUGUUUAAAUACGGCGGAUUUUUUCUCCAAGGUGAUUAAGAUUACAAUUAAGUAGGUUUGCGAAGUAGCUAGCGCAUUGUGCUAACUGAGCUAGCAUUGUGCUAACUGAGCUAGCAUCUUGCUAACGGUGCUGUAAAGUCUCACAUAACCUUGGAACGUGAGCAGUGUGAAGAUGGUGAGACCUCACUCAGGUUCUCCUCGUUCCAGACAGAGGUCCUUCUCUGAUAGCAGUCACAGUGAGCACCAUGGAGGGCGAUUGGGCCCGGCAUCUAGGGGGUUUCGAGGCCCCCCAGGUAAGGCCUCUCCCAGCUGGAGAGAGGGUAACGGCAGAGGGCAUUCAGCGUACCCCAGGGACAAGAGACCUAUGAUGGGAGAACAUAGACCACAUGGCCACUGGAUGCCUCAGAACCAGGAUAACUUCCGACCUUACCCCAUGUCUCAGGAUUGUCAGCGUGGCCGCAGGAGGUCCUCUCCAUCCCGCUCAAACCACCCUCCACCUUUUCAACACCGCCACUCUCCUCACGGAUCAUCUGGCCCCCACAGGCCCUUCCAUGGGAACCAUUCUGGCCACGUUUCUCCUUCUUCCCGAUAUUUCCACAGCCCUCCAUCAGACCGCAGGGGUCCAUCACCACAUAACACCUUCAGAGCCCCACAACGAUACCAAAACUCCCCUCACGAGCAAGAGCGGAACUUUGGUCCUGGAAGGCAACCAAGCCCCAGGGAGAGGCCUCCUGGGCGUCUGGCCCACAGAGGGCAUCGCUGGAAUGGCCCAGGGGGUUACGCUCACCCCAACGGGGAGUCCAGGCCCUAUGACUCACCCCAGAGAAAGCCCAGAGAGUUCCAUGAGAGGAACUCGUAUCCAGAGAGGUGGUCUACAGAGAGAGAUCCACGGAAGCAGCGUGGAGACGCCGGCAAGGGGCGAGGCAGGGGGAGGUUCGGGCACCACGCCCCCGAGUGGCCUCGCAGGGAAGGGGGUAACCCGUACCCUCGCCCCCCUUACAGAUCUCCUUCAUGGAAAUCUGGUCCAAUGUCUUCCUCCAACUCGUCUCCCAGAUUCCCUGCACCUCCACGCCCACAGGAUAGGCCUCCCAUGCGUCCUAUGAAGAGGAGGAUUCAGGAUAUGGGACGCCCGCCGCCAGAGCUCGAGCAUGGACCACCCAAACGCUUACGUAGAGAGAUGCCUGCACGAUCGAUGCCUCUUAAAGGUUUUGGAGGUCGCUGCCUGUCCCUCAAGGACAAGUCUAGGCUGUUAAAGGGGCGCAAGUUCAGAGCAGAAUCUGUCACCAGUUUCAAAAUGCCCCCGCCGAGGCCCAGGCCUUCAGACAACAUGCAGAGGAGCAAGAUGGUGGAAGUAGAGCAUGUGGGCGAAUCCUCUAGACUCCCUCCUCGCAAGAUUCCUUUGAAGAAAAGUGUGAAGAGGCAACCGUCUCGAGAGUCACCUACAGACAUCGACUCCAAAUCUGCUGAUCCUGAAAUGGACUCCGAGACUCAGGUGGAAUCCCGGCGCUCUGUACGAGCACGCAGCUCUUCCCCUAUAGACAGACAGCUGACCCAUGACCUGGUGGUGGUUUCUCACUGGGAAGCUGGGACGAGAAGCUCCAGUCCUAAGAGCAGCACGUCCUGGAAGAGCAGAAUGCCCCAUAAUAAUAAAACCGGUCAGAAUCCAGGUCACCGCUUUGGGAGUUCAGCACGUGACCCUAAACAGCGAAGGCUGAUGGACGGUCCUGGGAAAAUGAAACCUGGACCGUUUCAGAAACCUGGGUUCCGUCCUGCCCCUGUACUUCAGAAGGGUUCUGAUGGCGUCAUCAGGAGACCACUGAUGGCUCCCACACUGAUGCGUCCCUCACUCAAUCAGAAACCCGUGUUCAGGAAAAGUCAGAGCAUCAUGAACAAGUACAGGAACAUGCAGACCCUCCGCCACAAAGCCCCACCGCACCCACGCCAAGCUACAAGCUACCGCCGCUGGUGAAGUCUAAACUGAAUCCCUUGGUGUAGAGUAACUGCUGAUAACUGGAUUGUAUAUCCACAGCGUCUCGGCUCUUUUUCAGACUUUCCACUGGUUAAUAUUCUGUGUAUCACUUCAGCUGCCAAAGUUUACUUUAAUACAUUAUUCAUGCUUUAGGUUUCAGUCUGAUCGGUCUCUCUCACACACACACACACAGAGUUGUGGUGAUGUACAGAAGAUCUCGAGGUGUCUGAUGCUGAUGACCUGGAUUUGAUGUUUAAUGAGUUCCUUUAGUUUACUUCAUUCUUUUGUUUGUUAAAGCUCUUUGUACAGCUCUUUAAUUGUGUACAUUGUUUAUAGAGAUUUCAAUAAAACAACUGGAACUUGUCA